Messenger RNA from Fraxinus pennsylvanica, 1263 nucleotides. The record is from the annotation of a GenBank genome assembly. Lineage: Eukaryota; Viridiplantae; Streptophyta; Magnoliopsida; Lamiales; Oleaceae.
AUGUCUGAUGGUGGAUCUAUCGCGGUGGUUGGGUGCGGUGUGGUUGUACAUGGUGUUGUGUGCGGUGGUUGGUUUGAAUAUGGUGGUUGGGUGCGGUGCUAUGUCCGAUGGUUGAGGUUGGGUGCGGGGGUGUGUAGUAGGUGUUGUGUGUGGUAUGGUGUUAGUGUGUGGUGUUGUUUUGGCGGUGGUGUUGCUGGUGCGGUGUGGUGUGGUGAUGGUGGUGGUGGCAGCGAUGGCGAUGGCGAUGGCAGGGGUGGUUAUUAUGAUUUUUGUUGGGAGUAUAUUAGAUCUAGUGGUAGUGGCUUUGUUGGUGGUGGUGUCGUUGUGUUGAUGUGGUGGUGGCGGAGGUGUGAUAGUAGCGAGAAGUGUACAGUAUCUAUCUUUCAUUUAGAAGGUACAAAAAUGGCUUUUGUCAACAGAAUUGGCAAUGUGCUAAAAAAUACUUUGAGCAAGCAUGUUCGGUUGGAAGUAUCAGCCUCCAAUCCAGUACUUUUCCAGGCAAUAAGAAGCAUGUCAUCUUCAAAGCUAUUUGUUGGAGGUCUCUCAUAUAAUAUGGAUGAAAUGAGUUUGAGGGAGGCGUUCUCCGGAUGUGGCGAAGUCGUAGAAGCUAGAAUAAUCAUGGAUCGUGAGACCGGUAGGUCCCGAGGAUUUGGCUUUGUGACCUAUACAUCAACUGACGAGGCUUCCAGUGCCAUCCAGGAACUAGAUGGCCAGGAACUUCAAGGGCGAAGGAUAAGGGUGAAUUAUGCAACAGAAAAACCUCGGGGUGGGGGUUUUGGGGGUGGAUUUGGUGCAGGCGGUGGAUUUAACUAUGGUGGUAACUAUGGAGGCUCUGGAGGAUAUCAGGGUGGCAAUUUUGGUGGUGGUGGUGGUGGCAAUUACCCAAGAGCAGAUGGAAAUUUUGGAGGAGGGGGUGGAUAUGGGGGUAACAAUUACCCCAGUGGAGGAGGUGGAUUUGGUGGUGGUAGCAGCUAUCCCAGUGGAGAUGGGGGAUUUGGUGGUGGUAGCAGCUAUCCCAGUGGAGAUGGGGGAUUUGGUGGCGGUAAAAAUUACCCCAGUGGAGGUGGCGGACAUGGGGGUGAAAGUGGCUUUUCCGCCCCGGGAUAUGGUGGAACACCUGAGACAUACAGAGAAGUUCAAGAACAGGUUGGCGGAAAUCAAAUUGGAACUGAAACUGAAAUUACUGAUUUUGGUGAUGAUAUGGAUGCAAACGACAGGAAUGAGAAUGAGGAGCCGAAUGAUUAUGCCAACACCAGGAGCUGA